AUGGAGCGACUCCGCUCGGCGGCAAGCGGAGCCGCCGGCCGGGUGGGAAGGCGGCGGCGUGAGCUGGAAGCCGGGGAAAACUUGUUCCUCGGCGGCUUCCCCCGCGCUGCCUCGGGGCCGGGGCCGCCGGGGCGAGCCACGUGUCGGCGGCGGGGGACGCGGGCGAGCGGAGCCGCGCCGCCCCGCCGCUGCCCUCUCCCUUUCCUCCCCUGCCGCAGGUCUCGCUGCGGGAAAGCGGAAAGGAGCCAGCCCCGGAGGGGAAGCGCCAGCCCCGGGAGAAGGGGCUGCCCGGAGCGGGCAAGCGCCCCGGCGGGAGCCGCCCCGCGCCUCGCCGCCCAGAGCCGAAGGCGCCCGGAGGGGAAAGUUGUGUGCGGGGCCGGGCCGGGCGCGAUGCCGGGGCGCGGCGCGCUCUGCCUGGGGCUGCUGCUGCACGUCCUGCUGGGCUGCCGCUCGGCGCAGCAGCCCGACAGCUGCCUGUCCCUCUGCGAGUGCUCGGAGCCGGCCAAGACGGUGAAGUGCGUGAACAGGAACCUGACGGCGGUGCCGCCCGACCUGCCCUCCUACGUGCGCAACCUCUUCAUCACCGGCAACCGCCUGGCCCGCCUGCCGGCCGGCGCCUUCCCCGCCCAGCGCCUGCCCGACCUCAGCGCCCUCAACCUCAGCGGCAACCACCUGCGGGCCGUGGAGGCCGGUGCCCUCGCCGCCCUGCCCGCCCUGCGGCAGCUGGACCUCAGCGGCAACCCUCUGGUCUCCCUCAGCCCUCAGGCGUUCGGGGAGGGCGGCAGCCCGCUGGAGGAGCUGGCCCUCCGCGGGGCCCUGCGUGACCACAGCGUCCUCCUCAGCCUGGCCACCAUGCUGCAGUCCGGGGCCCUGCGCAACCUCAGCCGCCUGGAGCUGGCUGACAACGGGCUGCUGCUGGUGCCCGCCAGCAUGUUCACGGCCCUGCUUGCCCUGCGGCAACUGGACCUCAGCAACAGCUCCCUGGUGGGCCUGCGAAACGUCUCCUUCCAGGGGCUGGGCGGGCUGCAGAGUCUCAACCUCAGCGACAACUCCCUGGGCGUCCUGAGGAACGGCACCCUGGCCCAGUUCCGCAGCCUGCCUGCCCUCCGGCGCGUCGGCCUGGGCCGCAACGCCUGGGUCUGCGACUGUGCUGUCGAGGACCUGGUGGCCUGGCUCAAGGAGAGCGACCAGGUGGAGGGCAAAGAAGCCCUGACCUGCGCCUACCCUGACAAGAUGCUGGGCAAAGCCCUGCUGAAGAUCAACGGCUCGGACCUGAACUGCUCCGUGCCCGUAGACCUGCCUUCCCAGUUACAGACUUCGUACGUCUUCCUGGGGAUAGUCUUGGCUCUCAUCGGGGCCAUUUUCCUCCUGGUUUUGUACUUGAACCGAAAAGGAAUCAAAAAGUGGAUGCACAACAUCAGAGAUGCCUGUAGGGAUCACAUGGAGGGUUACCACUACAGAUACGAGAUCAAUGCAGACCCCAGGUUAACAAACCUCAGCUCCAAUUCGGAUGUCUGACGAAGCGCCACGGACAUGGGGCAGCACGCAGUAGCUAUGCAUGAAAAGUAGACUUACGCUUCACCCUUGUGCUUGCUUCCCUCUCCCCAGAGAAGUCUCAGACGUGCUCGUAACUUGAGGGGGAUAUGCCUCCCUGUGAUGUCAAGUUCAUUUUUGUUUUGAGAUGCUGGGCAGCUGCGCAUGGCGUUGGGCUGUAUGUAGGAAACAAGCUGCUACUUCUUUUCCUCCUUACUUGUCUGUACUUGUGGGAAAUUUUUUUCAAGAUCUCAAAAGGAAAAAAAGGAUUCUCUCUGAUGCUCUGAAGCCACCAGAGUUUAUAAAAAAUUUACCGACGCAGACACCAUUCAACAAAAGCUGCCUCAACUUUUUGGGAAAAAAUACUAUGUUGCU
Molecule: messenger RNA, 1908 nt
Organism: Gymnogyps californianus (California condor)
Lineage: Eukaryota; Metazoa; Chordata; Aves; Accipitriformes; Cathartidae
Gene: TPBG
Product: trophoblast glycoprotein
Exons: 2
Coding region: 1-1518 (505 amino acids)
Biological process (GO): negative regulation of canonical Wnt signaling pathway
Cellular component (GO): plasma membrane
Molecular function (GO): protein binding
Source: RefSeq, a predicted model, not a curated record